AUGUCGCUCGGGAAGCAUUUCAUCAACGGUGUAAUCGAUCCGGUCGAAAGGGCACUCCAUAGCCAUCUGUACGGAAGGCCAGACCUUAGGUUCAUACCUUCAUCGAAAGUGCUAUACCGCCAACCGAAGGAUGACGAGAGCAAAGUGUUGCUCCUGUCCGGUGGCGGAUCAGGGCACGAACCUGCGUAUGCUGGAUACCUAGGCGAUGGCAUGCUGGACAUUGCUGUGGCCGGCAACAUCUUCGCAUCGCCGUCCGCGUCGCAGGUCGGCGCAGGCCUGCGUGCGGUUGAUUCGCCCAAGGGAACACUCAUGUUGGUAAAGAAUUAUACCGGAGACAAGCUCAACUUUGGCCUUGCUGCCGAAAAGGCGAAGGCAGAUGGACGUUUAGUGAACGUGGUCUUCAUCAAUGAAGACGUCUCCGUGGAGGGCAACUCCCUUGUCGGCCAGCGCGGUUUAUCCGGGAUCGUAUUCGUGCUGAAAAUCGCCGGUGCUCUCGCUGCGACGGGCGCAGACCUAUCCGCAGUUACUCAAGUGGCGCAAAAAGCAGCAGAUCAGAUGGCCACUGCCGCUGCGAGUCUGGACCGAUGCAGCGUGCCGAACAGGGGUAAACAGGAAUGUCUCCCCUUCGACGAGAUGGAAUAUGGAAUGGGCAUCCACAACGAGCCGGGCGUCACUCGCGAGAAGCUCCAGGCUUUUGAAGACACAAUCCAGGGCGUGGUGGCCAUGGUGCUGAAGACCCGACCGGGAGCCUGGAGUCCGUCGGCAACCCAAGAAAUCGCGCUCAUGGUGAACAACCUUGGAGGCCUCAGUGUCUUGGAGAUGAGUGUGAUCACGGACGAGGUUCUUCACCAGUUGUCGCGAACGGGGAUCCAUAUCAGCCGUUGUAUUUCGGGGACUUUUUUGACUUCACUGGAUGGGCCUGGGUUCUCCAUUACUCUUCUCGGCCUCGACGAGGAGCUAAAAAAGCAUCUUGAUGCUCCAACGUCGGCGGCCGCGUGGCCUAAGGAGAUCGGCCUAGUGGACGUCACAGCUGUGGCGUCGCAGGUUGUAUUAACGGCUGAGAAGAGAACAGAGCCAGCGACGUGCAAUAAUUCGGGUACUUUACUCGAUGUGACCACUAUAAAGCAAACUAUCGCUUCAAUCGCGACGACGACGAGGGAGGACGAGCCACUUAUUACCCAGUACGAUACCAUUGCAGGUGACGGUGAUUGUGGGGAGACACUGAUAAACGGAGUCAAUGCAUUCCUAGAAGAAACCAGAGAUCUCAAUGGUGGUAGAAUCGCCCCUAGUGAGCUGUUCCGCAGGGCUGCCAUCGCCGCAGAGAAAGGCAUGGGCGGCACCUCGGGGGCGAUUUAUGCCAUCUUCCUCAACGCCGCUGCGAACUCGCUCAGCAGCCGCGAGAAGGCAGCAACUGCCACCGAAAGCGUUGGACAUAGGACACUGAUGGAUGCACUUAUCCCGUUCGUCGAGGUUCUCAGCACCUCGGGUUUUGACGCUGCGCGCGAAGAGGCGGAGAAGGGCGCAGAUGCUACCCAGAAGAUGGCUGCCGCCAUGGGCCGAGCCAGCUACGUUGGCCAAGACGUGUUCGACGAGAGGGGCGGUAUCCCGGACCCUGGUGCCUUAGGGGUGGUUAGCAUCCUGAAAGGAAUCAGUCUGGUACUUGGCAGCAACUCGUAA
Messenger RNA from Neoarthrinium moseri, 1677 nucleotides. RefSeq lists its product as uncharacterized. The record is from RefSeq and is a predicted model, not a curated record. Gene Ontology annotation, biological process: glycerol catabolic process. Gene Ontology annotation, cellular component: cytosol. NCBI's taxonomy places the organism in Eukaryota, Fungi, Ascomycota, Sordariomycetes, Amphisphaeriales, Apiosporaceae. Gene Ontology annotation, molecular function: glycerone kinase activity. The transcript has 5 exons. The coding region runs from base 1 to 1677 and encodes 558 amino acids.